UCUUUACCGCAUAUAUCGGUAAGACCCUCAAUAUUCCGUGGGAACCCCAAUUCCGUGGUACUUCCGGUAUCGUGGAAUUCCCGCGAGAUGACGGUUGCGUGACGUCACACUUACGUCAGUUGGAAUCUUUGUUUACUAAACAACAAGACUGAAAGGCGUUUUAUAAAAACAAUAUGCGGCAAAAGCAGGGAAUACUUUCUGAUUCUGUGAUGAGAAAUGAAGAAUGCAGUUCAGGAUGUAAUAAUGUGCCAGAGAUUGAAGGCACACCAAUGGCGGAAUUAAAACGGUUUGCAGAAAGUACUCCAACGUUGACAGAAGGAAUAAAAGUUUUAAUGAAGAAACUCUUUACUCCAGAGGAGCUUGUAAAAUGUAGUGUUUUGGGACAACAGUCUUCAAAAUCUUUAGAAAAUAGACCCCCUCUUGAUGAAAAGAAGUGGGUGAUUUUGGAAGGUCUUCUCAUAAAACGCUUCGAUACAUCACUAGCAACUCUGCGAAUGAGGAUGAGAGACAGAAUAAAGUUAUUCAGAAAAGCCUACAAUGGCAUAUUGUAGUGGCAAUGUUUUUAGCUCACAUGGUUGUGGCAUCAUUCGUCCUUCCAUCUGUCAUCUGUGCGUCAACAAUUCAGCAUUUUGCGUUCAAAUCUCAAAAAGUGGUCACUUGAACUUUGACAAAACAAAGAUACACGUAUAUAAUUUAGUGGACAUCUCAUCACAGGCUUCAUUUAUGGAAGAUCACCCAGAAUUUAUAGUCCAGCAACUCAUUCAGGGACAUGCUGGGAAUACAAACAUUUUAGUUUGAUAUAUAACUUAGUUUGUCAAAAAGUAUUAAUGUGUUUUCAACCAAACUUGGAAUAUAAUUGCAUUGUAGUAUGUAUAUCUCAACACACCCUAUAGAGAUACAUGAAAAUUAAUUUUUGCUGUAUUUUUGGAUUAACAUUAGAUUUUAAAAAUGACAUAUUUAGGUGAGUUUUGAGAAUUGGUAAUUUUGAAAAAUUUCUUACUUUUGUGUUAAGACUAACAACACAUGUCUAUAAUAUAUACAUAGUGCUUCAAUAUUAUCAAGUUGAAUUGUCGUUUUUGAAAAAAAUGCAGAUAACUUAUUGAUUGGGAU
Messenger RNA from Pecten maximus, 1110 nucleotides. RefSeq lists its product as uncharacterized. Lineage: Eukaryota; Metazoa; Mollusca; Bivalvia; Pectinida; Pectinidae. The transcript is spliced from 4 exons. Bases 174 to 551 code for a protein of 125 amino acids. Gene Ontology annotation, molecular function: DNA binding. The record is from RefSeq and is a predicted model, not a curated record.